Messenger RNA from Phycomyces blakesleeanus NRRL 1555(-), 495 nucleotides. RefSeq lists its product as hypothetical. NCBI's taxonomy places the organism in Eukaryota, Fungi, Mucoromycota, Mucoromycetes, Mucorales, Phycomycetaceae. Bases 1 to 495 code for a protein of 164 amino acids. The transcript has a single exon. The record is from RefSeq and is a predicted model, not a curated record.
AUGACCUAUAUAUCAAGCUAUCCAAAAUUCACCAAAGUUCUAGCAUCCACUCGACUAUCUUUUCAAAAGAUCGAAUACACUUUGCUGCUCCACUUCCCGUCUCCGUCGACCAUUCAAUCCUUUAUAACCAAGGCUACCCUGUUCCUGGCAGCACUCUUGGUCCCAACCUUCGAUCCUAAUUCUAGUGCUAAUAACAGCAAUAGACGAUUAGAAACCAGCAGUGGCCACACAGCCCCAAAGACCUUUUCGGCAGACAAACUCAAGCCUCUAUUGUUGAAUAAGGCCAGUGGGGUUGAUAAGAAUACUGGGUAUGAUGAGCCGUGUGAAAUAAGCUAUCAGAGAAGAGAACGCUGCAACUCUGCCAGUCUACGGAUAUUGUCGGCAGAGUACACAAUGAUCAGGGCAUCAAAACUAACAAGACCACGCACCUAUCGGUACAGCCUCGAACAACGCUCGGAUCCAUUUAUAAAAGGACGCAAGAGCAGAUUACACUAG